AUGAUGCACCGUGUUUUUUAAGGUCGCCAGGUUCUGUUCUAUCGAUGUGAACUGAUACUCGCCGAGGCUUCAUAGACAUUAGUAAAUAUCUGGUUAUAUUUGGACUGUCUUUAUGUACUGUAUUACAGGCUUUAAUCAGUAUUGAACACACUUCUGUGUUGGUGAGGCGUCUUUCUGACGGGUGUUUCAGCGCUGGUUUGUGACAGCUGAGCUUGUGCUGCUGUCUGCUCCCGUCAUGGCUGAAGAAGGACCGUUUACAGACAUCAGCGGUAAACCCAUCUCGCUGGAGUGUCAGAACUACACUCCUUUCUGCAGAGAGUUCACUGUCAGCUCCCCGAAGGUCUCUCUACUCAAGGUGAUGGGGUACACCUGCUCCGUCUGGCUGCUCGCCUACGCCGUGUUCUUCCUCACGGAGAACACCACCGUCCUGUCGAGUGCUAUAAUGGUGACGUUGGUUGGAAUGAUUCUGCACAUCCACUUUGUGAAAGUGGACCAAGAAACUCUUCUCAUAAUCGGCUCACUGGGCAUCCAACUGUCCUCUUUAUACGCCUCAGGCCGGGAGAGCACUACAUUCAUUGAAAUGAGCAAAAUCAAAGACAUUGUAAUCAAUGAGGCUAUUUACAUGCAAAGUAUUAUAUACUAUCUUUGCAUCUUGAUAAAGGAUCCAUCAGAGCCUGAUGGAGUUGCCAGUGUUGUCCCUUUAUUUCAGAGUUCAAAGCCUCGGCUCAACUGCCUGGUUCGCGUGUACAAAAGCUGUCAAGAGAUAAUUGCACAGAGCCGAUGACAUAAAGUGUUUUUCAUCAGUGCUCAGCUAUGAAAAUGCUUCACUGCAGUCUGGAAACUCUCUGUAAACUCCCGACCAGUGUUUCAUCCUGGCAGCUUGUCCUACAUCACUCCGUUUUGACUGUUUGGUUUCUAAAGUCUGACAGUUAUAUUGACAAUGUUAAUAACACUAGAAAAAUGAAUAACCUUAAAAAUGAAUUGUCAGACAAUCCCUGGUUAGUUGAGUAUUAGUGACUUGAGUCAUGAGUUGGGCUGUUUGGCACUUUCUGAGGUCAAGUUUUAGAAUUAUAGAGGUAAAUUAGCUUUAUUUAUUAGCCAGAUCCAUUGAAACUCUCACUGUGAUUUCAAACUGUAUGUUUGUUUUUUGUUUUUAUAGAAAAUCAUGUAGUAACUUGUAGGAACUUUUCAGCUUGUGAAAGGUAAUAUGAAUUAGUUUGUACACAGCUGUACAUUGUUGUACAUUAAUUUUAGAAACUUUGAAAAACAAAUCUGUAAAUAAAAUAAUUUUGAUUAGUCA
Messenger RNA from Astyanax mexicanus (Mexican tetra), 1300 nucleotides. It is a transcript of the gene pigh, whose product is annotated as phosphatidylinositol glycan anchor biosynthesis, class H. The record is from RefSeq and is a predicted model, not a curated record. The coding region runs from base 236 to 784 and encodes 182 amino acids. Gene Ontology annotation, cellular component: glycosylphosphatidylinositol-N-acetylglucosaminyltransferase (GPI-GnT) complex. Lineage: Eukaryota; Metazoa; Chordata; Actinopteri; Characiformes; Acestrorhamphidae. Gene Ontology annotation, biological process: GPI anchor biosynthetic process. The transcript has 5 exons.